This is a messenger RNA of Juglans microcarpa x Juglans regia, 1551 nucleotides long. Its product is annotated as protein XAP5 CIRCADIAN TIMEKEEPER-like. The record is from RefSeq and is a predicted model, not a curated record. Bases 103 to 1113 code for a protein of 336 amino acids. Gene Ontology annotation, biological process: chromatin organization. Gene Ontology annotation, cellular component: nucleus. NCBI's taxonomy places the organism in Eukaryota, Viridiplantae, Streptophyta, Magnoliopsida, Fagales, Juglandaceae. The transcript has 12 exons.
UUACUAUACUACGAUUGGCGGUUCCAAAACUUCGCACGGUCGUUUUCUCGAUCUGAGCCGAGAGAGAGUCCGGGGACUGAGAGGAGCGAAAGGGGAAGCAAGAUGUCGGGCAUGGGAGACGGGUAUGUGGGCACGGCCCAGGAUUCCGUUAGGAUCCGAAAGCUCGAGAAACAGAGGGAAGCCGAGCGCCGCAAAAUCCAGGAGCUCAAGGACAAGUCCGCCUCCGCCAAAGGCCAGCCGGGCCUCCUCCAGUUCGGUAAAAGUCGGGCCGAGAUUCUUGAGCACGCGUUUAAGAAGGAAACUGUGGGUUUGGUUACUAGGGAGGAGUAUGUUGAGAAGAGAAUUAAUAUUCGGACCAAAUUCGAAGAGGAAGAGAAGGAGAAACUUCAGAAGCAGCAGCAAGAGGAGGAGGAGCUUCAAUUAAAAAAGCGUAAACAGAGAAAGAUAAAGGGGAAUUCCCGGUUGUCAUUUGCGGAUGAUAUCGAGAAUGGUAGUGAAGAGGAGGAUGGUGAAAGUGAACCUUCACAAUCAAAGAGGCUUCGGCAUGGCAAAUUUGGUAAAGAUCCAACAGUGGAAACUAGCUUUCUGCCUGACAGUGAGCGGGAGGCAGAGGAACAAGCUGAGCGUGAAAGGCUACAGAGACAGUGGCUUCUUGAGCAGGAGCAGAUUCGAAGUGAGCCUCUUGAAAUUACAUACAGCUAUUGGGAUGGAGCUGGCCAUAGGCGGGGUAUUAAGGUGCACAAGGGGGUUACAAUAGGAGAGUUUCUUCGAGCUGUUCAGCAGCAACUUGCACCCGAGUUUCGAGAAAUUCGAACCACCUCAGUGGAGAAUUUGCUUUAUGUGAAAGAAGAUCUUAUCAUUCCCCAUCAGCAUAGUUUUUAUGAUCUAAUCAUUAACAAGGCCAGGGGCAAAAGUGGACCGCUUUUCCACUUUGAUGUGCAUGAGGAUGUGCGAACAACUGCUGAUGCAACGAUAGAAAAGGAUGAGUCUCAUGCCGGGAAAGUUGUUGAGAGGCACUGGUAUGAAAAGAACAAGCAUAUUUUUCCUGCUUCAAGAUGGGAGAUAUAUGACUCCACAAAAAAAUGGGAGCGUUAUACCAUCCAUGGGGAAUGAUUUGAUCAUUUUUCGCAUGGAAAAUGAUUUACACAAUAUUUUUCACAAUACAUUUCACAACAAUGUGUUAAAUGAUGGGUAUUUUUAUAAAUCACCUUAUAAAAAUAACAUCAUUUUACAAGAAUACUUUUAUCUUACAAUAUUAUUGUGAAAUGAAUUGCAAAAAAUGUAUUGAGUUUAUCAUUACUCCCCCACAUCUACGGGAUCCAGCUUUUGUACUUUUUUGGAAGCAGUGGAACCUGGUUUUGUCGACAGUUUCUUGGGCUCAAUUCUUGUACUGUUAUUCGAAUGUUUUAGAUUGAGUUACCUAGUAAAAAGGAAAAUGGGAUUGGCAAGUUCCUUUACUAUCUGAUAGUUUAUGAUUAGAUCCUGUAAAUGUUUGUUUGAGAGAUUUGUAUAGUUGCAGUUAUUAUUGCAGCAUUCAUUGUUCUCCCACAA